Trichoderma virens Gv29-8 is the source of this 765-nucleotide messenger RNA. RefSeq lists its product as uncharacterized. Lineage: Eukaryota; Fungi; Ascomycota; Sordariomycetes; Hypocreales; Hypocreaceae. The transcript has a single exon. The coding region runs from base 1 to 765 and encodes 254 amino acids. The record is from RefSeq and is a predicted model, not a curated record.
AUGCUGACGAAUGAAUGUGAGACAGCCCCGACUCAUGUGCUCCAGUGUGACUGGAAUCAAUAUCCAGACAAUGGAUUCCAGGUUGGCUGUGAUGGCCGUGUCUCGUACAACGGACAGACGGAGUUUUGGGAGUGCCAGACUGGCGAGAGUGGCCAGUAUAACGUCUACCUCAAUGGUGGGCAAGGCAUCAACUGCAACAAAAUUACCCUCAAUGCUGAUAACUGCCGCUCUGAAUGCCCUCCACCACCACCGCUGUAUCAUCCUACCCCAAAGAUCUGCCCAGCUGAUCUCAAUGGACCUUAUGAGUUCCCUCACCUCAUCAUCCCUGUGGACAGAACCAAGCCUAACAAUGCCCCUGGAACAUCCUACUUCGGCGAAGUCUCCGGCAGCGUCUCAUCCAUCUUCAACUUUGACAUUCCCAGCGGCGAUAACGCCAAGAAGUGCAGCCUCGUGUUCCUCUUCCCUGAGCAAAAGGAUCUCCAGACGUCUUCCUUUACGUUCUCCGGCUCGGGCGCUCUGGACUUUGCCCAGCUGAACAGCCCUGCUACACAAGGCACGACAUGGAACAACCAGCCGGGCAAGAAGCAGGACUUUGGAACCACUACGGUUUCGCCUGGACACAGCUAUGUGAUCUCUACUUUUGAUUGCCCGGCUGGACAGACUAUUGCGUAUGAGAUUUCGGAUGCAAACGGUGGAGGUACUUCGUUUAGGUACUUCCAGGAUUAUAACCCGUCGCCUAUUGGAUUGUAUAUCAGAAAGUGCUAG